Molecule: messenger RNA, 708 nt
Organism: Trichosporon asahii var. asahii CBS 2479
Lineage: Eukaryota; Fungi; Basidiomycota; Tremellomycetes; Trichosporonales; Trichosporonaceae
Exons: 1
Coding region: 1-708 (235 amino acids)
Source: RefSeq, a predicted model, not a curated record
AUGACCCAGUAUAUCGCAGCGCAUUGGCGUCUACUUCGCCGCCGUCUGGACGGACUGAGAAGAUUUCGCCCACUUGAUGUAUCGCUCAAACUCCUCAACGAUAUCGUAAUCUGGGACAGUGUCCCUACCGUAGUAGAGCGAUUCCGGAGCCCGGCGUUUGGCAUACAGAGAUCCCCACCACUGCGAGCAAGUCGAGGUAAUAGCCCAGGCGUAAUACAUGGGCAAUCUCUCGUAGAUCUCAAGAGACCAAGUAGCCCCGCGACUCUGCACAUCAGGCGACAGGGAGAGGAUGUGCGCAUCAACGAAGCGGGCCUCGCCUCUCCGAACCUCCACGUCGUACCGGUACUGGAGGGCCGCGACGCAGAGCUCUAUGUCGUCCAUGACCGCGCCCAGCAUGAAGGCAUAGAGGGGCGGCAUCGUCUUCAGGAGGAGCCGGUUCAUGCACUCGGUCUUCACGAGCCGGAGCAGCCCCUCGCACUCAUACUUUCGCAGAAACUCGACAGUGUCGCACAUGACGACACAGUGCUCGAACGUCGUCACGGCCAGAAAGGUCAUCCGUCUCAGGAGCUGGCGGUAGACACGCACUACGGGGGCGCGCUCAAGGUCGGUGUCCGUGAACUCGAUCCGCUUCUGCCCGUCGUCGCAUGUUUAGGACGCGGACCUGAACACCUCGCUAGGGAAGUCAGCUGCCGGGCCGUCCUGAGUUGA